UAUGUAAACAGCUGCGUUUUUGCGGAAAUAUGUGCUUUCCGGUUGUCGAUGUUGAUGUAUUCAUUAGCGCAAAAGAGGUGAAGGACACACAGUGUAUAAAGAUGACACAAAUGAUCCAGACGAAUGGGGUUCAACCCCUCAGUAAGACCUGGGAGCUUAGUCUCUAUGAAUUACAGAGAAAUCCACAGGAGGCUAUCACGGAUGGUCUGGAGAUCGCUGUGUCCCCGCGCAGCUUGCACAGUGAGCUGAUGUGUCCCAUCUGCCUGGACAUGCUGAAGAACACCAUGACUACCAAGGAGUGCCUGCACCGCUUCUGUGCCGACUGCAUCAUCACUGCGCUCAGAUCGGGGAAUAAGGAGUGUCCAACAUGCAGGAAGAAGCUGGUGUCUAAGCGCUCCCUCCGUCCAGACCCUAACUUUGACGCCCUGAUCAGUAAGAUCUAUCCCAGCAGAGACGAGUACGAAGCCCAUCAGGAGAGAGUGUUGGCCCGCAUCAGCAAGCACAACAACCCACUUUUACAUUGUAUGUCAAAAUGA
Sinocyclocheilus grahami is the source of this 536-nucleotide messenger RNA. Its product is annotated as E3 ubiquitin-protein ligase RING2-like. The record is from RefSeq and is a predicted model, not a curated record. Lineage: Eukaryota; Metazoa; Chordata; Actinopteri; Cypriniformes; Cyprinidae. Bases 30 to 536 code for a protein of 168 amino acids. Gene Ontology annotation, cellular component: ubiquitin ligase complex; PcG protein complex. The transcript has 4 exons. Gene Ontology annotation, molecular function: chromatin binding; ubiquitin protein ligase activity.